AUGGCGCGAGGAACGGAGGGGACGGAGGAGCUCGAGGCUGCGGCGAAGGAGCUCGAGGCCUCGCUCGUCGCUCUCAGCCCCCCCAACCAUCCCUCCAAGCAUCCCUUGCCCUCGCCCGCUGUCUUGGCUGCUCCUUGUCUCUCAGCGUCCUGUCCUGCUGGCUCGACCCCAUGCCUGAUGGGUCUAGAUGUGCGGCUGGAGUCCGAUGCCGAGGAGAGAGCAUGGCAGCCCUGCCGAAGCCUCGCACAGCUGAAGAAAGCAGAGGCGCUGGCGGAGAAGGGGCAGGCGAUCGCGCAGAGGACAGGACAGUGGCUGAAGAAGCGACUGAGCGACCGAAACCUGGACCGAGGGGAGCGAGCGGAACUGGAGAGCAUCGGGAGGCGGUUUGAAGCGGCAGGAAGGAGGUUCGAGGAGGUGUCAAGGAAGAUAAUUGACCAGCGGUACCUGCCUCAUCAGUUCGUGAUCGAGGACAUUUGUAAUCAUGAAGAGAUGGCGAUUGCUAUCAAGGACAUGCACGUUCGGGGAGCAGGUCUCAUUGGUGCAGCAGCAGGAUAUGGCAUGUUUCUUGCAGCCCUGAAGGCACCAAAGACAUCUCCAGAAGAGCAUCUAACGUUUGUGGAAGAAGCUGGUCUGUUCCUCAAGUCUACACGCCCCACAGCCGUCAAUCUUGAGUUUGCGGUGGAGAGGCAGCUCAGUCACAUGAAGGGCAUCAGCGACGUCGAGGAGAGAGUUCGAGCUUGCAGGGAGAUGGCUGGGGUGAUUGCAGAUGAAGAUGCACAGUUCUGCUCCAAGAUCGGGCAGCAUGGCGUGACGAUCAUUGAGGAGAUCUACAAGAAGAAGGGUGCUCCUGUCAACAUCCUCACCCACUGCAACGCCGGCUGGUUGGCCUUCGUCGACGUCGGAUCCGCCACGGCCCCGAUCUACGAGGCUCAUAACCGUAACAUCCCCAUCCAUGUCUAUGUGGACGAGACGCGUCCUCCGGAACCCACGGGAGCCAGUCUGACCGCCUGGGAGCUCUCAAAGCACGGGGUCAAGCACACCAUUAUCGCCGACAACUCAUUCAGGUUUGUCGCCCUCCCCUCCUCCACCUUCGACUGGACUCGACGAGAUGGGGUGAAAGAGAUCCCAAUCGAAUCUCGAAACGAGAACGAGGUCAAAUUCAUCCAGGGGCUGCACCAAGAAAGCGGCAAAGUCCUCGAAGUCCUCCUCUGCCCAGCUGAGAGUCCAGCUGCCAACUAUGCCUUCGACGUGACUCCUGCUCGACUGCUGUCGGGCUUGAUCACCGAGCGUGGAGUUUGCCGUGCAGAGGAGCAAAGUAUUCUUGAGCUCUUUCCUGAGAAGAAAUGA
This is a messenger RNA of Guillardia theta CCMP2712, 1347 nucleotides long. RefSeq lists its product as hypothetical. Gene Ontology annotation, molecular function: S-methyl-5-thioribose-1-phosphate isomerase activity. The record is from RefSeq and is a predicted model, not a curated record. The coding region runs from base 1 to 1347 and encodes 448 amino acids. NCBI's taxonomy places the organism in Eukaryota, Cryptophyceae, Pyrenomonadales, Geminigeraceae. The transcript has 14 exons.